CUCAAUUUCGUGAUACGUCACCUUAAACAGCUUCUGGACGUCCGAUCUGGUUCUGCGCCAAACCUUUAGCUGCUGCGAAUCUCGACUGUCUGAUCCAGCCAUUCCUGCCGCCGCAGGACGCACUCAACGCCGCGUUCAAUCGGCCGCCACGCUCGACGCCACGGACUGGUGCAAGGCACAACCAGCGUUGGCUGGCGAGCAUCGAACGUCCUCGGCAUCAGCAGACAGAGCUGCCGCCAUCCACCGGCAUCAUGGCAGGCGUCGUUCGGCAGCCCAUCGACGAGGCGGCGUUCAGCAAGUUUGUCGCCGAAAAUGUCCCACAGAUCAAGACGCCAAUUGAGCUGAAACAGGUGAGUGAGGUCUCCUCCGAGCAGAGUCCAAAAGGGCGACGGGGGGGCCAGUUCCGCUCACCACCAGUGAGUGCUACGCGCAAAACAGUUCGGAUUCGGGCAGUCAAACCCGACGUACCAGGUCACGGGCGCCGACGGGCAAAAGUUUGUCAUGCGCAAGAAGCCGCCGGGGAAGCUGCUCUCCAAGACGGCACACAAGGUCGAGCGCGAGUACCGCAUCAUGCACGCGCUCGAGAAGACGGACGUGGCGGUCCCCAAGACGUACUGCCUGUGCGAGGACGAGACCAUCAUCGGAACGCCGUUUUACAUCAUGGAGUUCCUCGACGGCAGGAUCAUCGAAGACUUUACCCUCCCGGACGUGACGCCGGCGGAGCGCACGCAAAUGUGGCGCGCGGCCGUGGAGACGCUGGCGCGCUUCCACGCCGUCGACUACCGCGCCGUCGGGCUCGAGAGGUUCGGCAAGCCCGCGGGCUUCUACAGCCGCCAGACCCAGACCUGGAGCACCAUCUCGGUCCACCAGGAAGCGGUGCGCGACGUGGACACGGACGAGCAGGUUGGCCGGAUGCCGCACUUUGAGGAACUGGUGGGCUUCUUCAUGAACGAGAAGCUGCAGCCCAAGGACCGGGCCACGCUGGUGCACGGCGACUACAAGAUUGACAAUCUUGUGUUUCACAAGACGGAACCGCGCGUCAUUGGCAUCCUCGACUGGGAAAUGUCCACGGUUGGGCAUCCUCUCUCCGACGUGUGCAACCUCCUGAUGCAGUACUACACGGGGCGGCACGAGGGCGCGGCGCCGAAGUCGGCAGCCGGCUUCCUGCCCGGCCGCACGCCGGGCCUCCCGACGCUGGACCAGCUCCUCGGGUGGUACUCUGCCGUCUCGGGCUACGACCCCACGAGCGAGCUGAACUGGGGCAUGGCCUUCAACGUGUUCAAGCUGUCGGGCGUGUGCCAGGGCAUCGCCGCGCGGUACGCCCGGCGGCAGGCGAGCAGCGCCAAGGCCCAGGAGUACACCAAGACGUGGCGGCCGUUGGCUGACUUUGCGUGGCAGCUGGCGCAGGAGGCCAAAGGUGAUGACGGGCCGCGGCUGUAGAAUGCGAAGAAGGGGGGGAGGACGGCUGUGUUUCGGGGGACUCCAUGGCGGCCGGCCGGCCGUCCCCGGAGGAGAGGAAGCGGCUCUGGCGGCCAGUAUGCAGCGCUGGACCGUGAAGGAGACGGUGCUUUGAGCUCUCUCAGGUGACAGCCGGUCUUUUUUGGGGGGGCUGGUUUCUGUAUCUACUUCCUUUCGUAGAACCUUUGGGUGAAAUCAUGAGGAGCCUUUGUGAAAAUCAAGCGAGCCAUUGUAGGGCCGAACCUAGCU
Purpureocillium takamizusanense is the source of this 1707-nucleotide messenger RNA. RefSeq lists its product as uncharacterized. The record is from RefSeq and is a predicted model, not a curated record. Gene Ontology annotation, biological process: protein phosphorylation. Lineage: Eukaryota; Fungi; Ascomycota; Sordariomycetes; Hypocreales; Ophiocordycipitaceae. Gene Ontology annotation, molecular function: protein kinase activity. The coding region runs from base 502 to 1440 and encodes 312 amino acids. The transcript has 2 exons.